AUGCCUUGUCAUUUGCAUGAGGCAUGUCAAGCCUGCAUGGUGGUGGCAAUUGGUCUCGCUUGCCUUGCGAAUGUCAGCCUGCGGGCCUUUAUCUCUAUCACAGUAGUGCUUCGAGAAGCUAGAGAUUACAUCGAUAAUCGGAAUAAUGCACGUUCGGCGGAUGGAAUCUCUUCGAUUCUGGUGUUUGACAAAGUCCGGGCCGGACCACAAACUGGACCCCUUCCAUCCAUGGUUGCUGAGACUGGACCUCAACGCACAUGUGACAUUUCCACAAUGAAACACCUCGUGACCUGGAAAUCGGAAAAUCCCCUGCACGCCGUGCCUGGUCCCCAUAAGCUCUUGAAAAGAUUCAUAGCACUGUUAACUCGGUCAUGGGCUCGAUUCUACAUGGACAGAACGAUCAGAACAGCCACCAACUAUCCUCGUGCCCCUCAAUUCAUACUGGUGGAGUGUGCCGUGAAGAAUCCUGCACAGUGGGGUUGCGACUAUUCGGCCUCUGGAGCCAGCGGACCAGAAUGCCAGCCUCCAACAGGUCACAUGAGCAUAGCGCAGCCAGUCAUGUGCGGCCGCUGCUCGUCCCGGCGAUCCCCAAGCGCCAACCGCAUGCCGACCGGUUCCAACCCAACCUUAGUUCGCCCCCUCUCAUUAUCGUGA
This is a messenger RNA of Rasamsonia emersonii CBS 393.64, 654 nucleotides long. RefSeq lists its product as uncharacterized. The transcript is spliced from 3 exons. NCBI's taxonomy places the organism in Eukaryota, Fungi, Ascomycota, Eurotiomycetes, Eurotiales, Trichocomaceae. The record is from RefSeq and is a predicted model, not a curated record. The coding region runs from base 1 to 654 and encodes 217 amino acids.